GCCACAACACUUUGACUUUUCUGGGUGACUUUUUAUAACUUCACCGUCUCGCUUUCAGCCAACGUGUCCGGUUCAGUGUUUAUGAGGAUACAGAGACGCUUCCGACGGUUUCACUUUGUUGAUUUUGUUCGCGGAAACUACUUUGUAGCUGCAGGGAGUCUGUGCUUUUUCUCCCGUCGUCCUCAGCUGCGUUUCCGACAUGAGAUCAGGUGGAUAGAGAGUUGCUGCAGGCUGAACAAGUACCAGGGACUGAGAGUCUGAUGCUUGGCUGCAGCUGCCCCAGCCGCCAUCAUGUUUACCAAAAAGAAAAACAAGUCUCGGAUCCAGAUCUCUGCUCCAUCAAACUUUGAGCAUCGUGUACAUACAGACUUUGACGAGCAGGAGCAGAAGUUUGUUGGAUUGCCGCGACAAUGGCAGUCGCUCAUCGAAGACACUGCCAAAAGGCCCAAACCGUUCAUCGAUGCAACGGUCAUCACUACUGUAGAGCCACGAAAGACAAUUGUGCGUGGCAACAAGCUGGGAGUGGACGGCUCCCUUACAUGGCUAUUGGAUGAGUUCGACACCAUGUCUGUGACUCGCUCCAACUCCCUACGACGAGGCAGUCCUCCCAUACAGCCACGUAAAGACUCCUCAGGGGGAGGAGGGGGGCAGGAGAAUGGAGACCCCCACCACAGACACUACACACACUCAGACAGACAAGACAGAGACCGACCCAGACCAGACCACCAGAGUGGAGGUGAUCCCCGUCAGAGUCAGCGAGCGCUCCGUCCUCCUCAGCGGGAUGACGGAGUUCAGGGUCGGCCACAGCAGCAGCCUCGGGGCCAAGAGCCUAGCAGGGUCCACAGGGACAGACCAGGCUCAGGCCCCCCUCCUCCCCCUCACAGAGACAGAACGCCACGGGAUCGGGACCAGGAACAGGUGCCUCACAGGGAUCAGUCCAGUGAACACAGGCCAAAGUCCAGCUAUACUGUCCGUGAUGGCAGCCCCCAGUCACCAAGGGACAAGAGGCCUCUCUCUGGACCCAACAUCCGCACACCAAACCUGCCAGUGACAGAGGGGGUGAUAAAGAAUGCCCAGCAGAACACAAGGCCAUUUAACACAUACCCAAGGACAGACAGUGAGGGUGGACGAAGCCCCACAGGACAGCCGGUCCGACAUCAUGAACCCUCCCCUCAGAACGGCCCCUCUGGUGGCUCUACACGAGGUUCCUCCGGCUCUAAACCCCCUAUAAGCCACCCGCACCCCCAUCACACUUCACACCCAAGCCUGACCCCCGAAGCCACCCAGCACCCUCACACGCCCCACCCUAACGUCCCUGCCCCGCGGCCCCCUGUGCCCUCUGGGCCACCUUCAUCAGGCGCUCCCCCUCAAGGCCGCUCACCGCAGAGGGAGCCUCAGAGGGUUUCUCAUGAGCAGUUCAGAGCGGCGCUACAGAUGGUGGUGGAUCCAGGUGAUCCACGGACCUACCUGGACCAUUACAUUAAAAUAGGGGAAGGGUCCACAGGGAUCGUGUGUAUCGCCACGGUGAAGACCACUGGGAAGCUGGUGGCUGUGAAGAAGAUGGACUUGAGGAAACAGCAGCGCAGAGAACUCCUCUUCAAUGAGGUGGUGAUCAUGCGAGACUACCACCAUGAGAAUGUGGUGGAGAUGUACAACAGCUACCUGGUUGGAGACGAGCUCUGGGUCGUCAUGGAGUUUCUGGAGGGUGGAGCCCUCACUGACAUUGUGACGCACACCAGGAUGAACGAGGAGCAGAUUGCCACCGUGUGCCUGUCUGUCCUGAAGGCGUUGUCUGUCCUCCACACACAGGGUGUAAUCCACAGAGACAUAAAGAGCGACUCCAUCCUCCUCACUCAUGAUGGCCGAGUGAAGCUGUCAGACUUUGGCUUCUGCGCUCAGGUGUCUAAAGAAGUGCAAAGAAGGAAGUCUCUGGUUGGGACACCAUACUGGAUGGCACCAGAGCUUAUUUCCAGACUGCCUUAUGGACCAGAGGUGGAUAUCUGGUCUCUAGGGAUCAUGGUCAUUGAGAUGGUCGACGGAGAGCCGCCAUACUUCAACGAGCCACCACUCAAAGCCAUGAAGAUGAUCCGAGACAACCUGCCUCCCAAACUAAAGAACCUGCAUAAGGUCUCUCCUCUCCUCAAAGGCUUUCUGGACCGGAUGUUGGUGCGUGAUCCUGCUCAGAGGGCCACAGCCAGCGAGCUCCUCAAACAUCCGUUCCUGACGAAGGCGGGUCCGCCGUCCUGCAUCGUCCCUCUUAUGAGGCAGAACAGGAUGAGAUGAGACCUGUGACGCUGAGACCUCCGGACUGUAGAGGGCAGCGUGUCAGGUCCAGAUGGAACAGAAAACUCCUGCACACAGACGGGAGGUCGAAACUGUGCUGAGAGACGCGGAGCGGGUGUGCAGGAGUAUUCUCUUUCUCCUCUGUGAAUCACUGAACUGUGGGGCGUGUGCUCCCUCAACAAGAGGCAAUAAGGCAAAGUGUGAUUGUGUGUGAGUUUGUAAACGUGGGAAACACUGUCAGUGUUUCAUGGCUCGUAAAUGUGAGAAGAACAGCAGCGAAGCCACAACCUGCCUUUCGAGUGAUUUUAUUUCAGUUAAACAUUUUGUUUCAAUCCAAGGGCCUGACCUGGAUUGAUUUCAGCUUUUUACUUAUCUGUUUGGACCUGAGCUGGAUUUCAAGUGUGAAGGUGGUUUUGCACACCAAUCAGAUGUUUUGAAGGAGUCCGAUGGCUGAUUUUAGACACUUUUUUAAUCUCACUAUGACGAUCUGGAGCCAAUUUUUCUCACUACAUAGACUCCUGACGUGGACGGAUCCCAAACAUCCAGAACUUACUACUGAGGGAGGACAGACUUUUAUUUUGUAGCCGUAUAAACACUAGCUUCCUGUUGUAAACAAGCAGACCUACACAUACACUACGUCAGGAGAUAAACACUGGAGUUGUGGUUUUUUUUUUUUAACAGAUGAAUUUUACUCUUUUUUCCUCUUUAUUUUCCUGUGUAAGUACAAUGAACAUAGAGAGAUAUAUCAGUUUUGAUGUUUUACUAUCUCUAUUUUGUGAUUGUUUUAUGAUGAUGACGAUGAUUUGUUUCAUGGUUUAUUUUAGAGAAAGAUGUGAUUGAUGUUUUGAAGCACUGUCAAUAAGAGAUAGAAGCUGCACUCCCGGUUGAUUUCAGAUAAUAGACACUAGACGAUUUAUUUUGUUUAUUUUAUUAUUAUAGACCACACCAAAUUAGCAGGAAAGUUUUUACAGAAACAAAAGCGACAGAGAGAGAAAAAAGGCACAAAGUCACCCUUUAAAGUUAAAUUGGUCCUGACAAAACAACUAUAAGUUUUCUAUUUUCUGGUUUUCUUCCAAUGACUGGUCUUAUCUUUGUCUCUAUUUCUAAAGAGCGAUUUAAGCAGACAUGCUGUACGUGACUCGAUCCACAAUGCAUCUGAGGUAGAAAACAAACACAAGCUGCUUCUUAGGCAAUCAGUAAUUUUUCUGCAGUAUAAUAGCAACACUCACACAGCGGACCCUCUUGAUUGUUUACUGUCUUUUUCGAUUAAUGUUUGAUUGCAGCACCCGACUUCCCCUCCAGUGUUUUAUUUAUAAACCACAAAAGAAAACUCAAUAUGCAGAGCAGUAGGGAAACCAAUGAGGAAGAUUAGAUUUUAUCUCCCAUAAUUCUUUCUGCUCAUCCUUAGCAGAUAUGGGAUCUGUUGUUACUGUUUGCCAGCAUUCUUGUAUUCAGAGUGGAACAUUUAGGAAAUGACAGAGAGACAGAAAAGUUGUUAAUCUGUAGAAACGUGUUCAUCAGAAUCUACUUUGACCACAGAAAGCAGUCUUUAAUAACAUGCAUGCACAUGAUGAUAGACAGAAGUGAAAUAGGCUAAAUUCAGGGUCCAGGAUCGAGUUCAUUUUGCUGCUGUUACUUGUUGCAUCAUGUUAUUCACACCAGUUCCUGCAAUUACACUCAAUACCUUUACAUGCAGUCAUUAGUCGGACUUUACCUGAACUUUUAAAAUGCAUUUAAGCUUAUUAGUCUGAUUGAAAUCAUACCAAAUCAAAUUUCUUGAAGUCGGACCUAAAACGCCAAGAUAAUCUAACAGUUUCUGCGCUUGGUUUUGAUCCAGAAAUCUGCAGGAGUAGCUGAAGUCAACUUGUUGUCUGCCUGCCACCCUAAGCUGAAGAGGCUGCAUGCAUCAUACACCCAAAAUAAAGUGAAGGACAUGCAAGGAAUCUGUAGAUCUUUGGAAUCGUCCAUGUUUUCAGUGUUCCUAUUACAAUGAGUUAGCUGCCUGUUAAUGUGUCUGCAAGGUCAGGGAGAGACUAUGACAGUGUGCUGACACAAAAACAUGAGUCAGAUGGCCUAAAUCUGUAGCUCAACUUCACUCUGCAUGUAAACGUAUUGACUAAAUUUUUUAUCACCCAUACCAAACUUCACCUACAGACCGCCUCAGCAGCCUUGCAGAAUCAAUUUCUGCUCCUUUUGGCAUAGCACUGGUUAUUUUCAUCGGUCUUCCCCUCUUGUGUUUGUCAGCAGACUUCUGUAGUUUCACACUGUAUCUAAUAACAAUGAAUACUCUGAAAAUUAAAAAAGAAAACUCAGUGCCUCUCUAACAGAGAUGCAUAUAAACACAGGCAGCAAGCACAUUCCCAACUGCUGAGGCAGUUUUUUUUUGUCUUUUGUCUGUCUUCCACUUCAGCUGCCGCAGAGAGCUUUCCUCUUGUCAGACCAAACCUCGGUCAGCGAGACACUUUAAGAUUAGGAACACAGAAUACUAAAACCCUGUGAAAGUGAAAGCAGAGGAACAUUUUUCAUGUUCAGAUGCGGUCUUGUCAGGGAUACUCAUUUUUUGAGUCCUCCUCUAAGGCUGCUGACAUGCCAGACUAUUUUCAAAAAGCAGGAGACCAUGGGUAUGUGGAUGGAUUCAACUGAUUUUCAACUUUUUAAUGCUCUAAAUAAUAGAUGAUUUAACCAGGCUGUGAGACCACAUAGCUGCUGUUUUUAGUAGCAAUUCCACAUCUAUGAGAUCUCAUAGAAAUUCAUGUGAUCAAGUGUGAUUUCAGCAGAAAAUCAAAUAUGUCUGCCAGCCUACUGUGGCAUUUCUUGCAUGAGACAUAGAGGCACUUGUGUUGUUGCCAUAACUCAAUAUUUCACUUGGCUUAGGGCACAGUUGUGUUCAAGUUCGCUGCCAUGUUUGUGAGCUGUAAAAGUAUGCAUCAUCCAGUUGGAGACCUCUGGGUCUGCUCGCUCCCAUUGCCUUUUGUGAGAAUUCCUUAGGCAGGCAGGAUGACCCAGAAUCGAGCCUAAAAUCAGUUUGUAGCCAGCCUUAACAAAGCUGUUUUCACAUAUGCACUCCUGGAAAUGUCUACAUUUAUAGCUACCCUGAAAUCUUCCUUGAUUAUUUUUAAGCUUAAGUACCUAAAAGCGAGUGACUUUCCUGGUCAGAAUUUCAUGAUUUUUUCCUGCUGCGUUCACAUCAGCACACAUUGACUUCACAUGGAAAAUUGAGUGGGCUGGCAGGAAAAAGUCCAGGUAAAUUUGGAAAAUUUACCCGUUUUCUUUCAUGCAGCUUGCCCUUGAAAUUUCUGGACGUUUUCAGGAGUUUGUGCAUGUAUGAAACAAACUUAAAACACACUUCCAGGGUUCUUCAAAGUUGUAGCCCAUAUUUGGUUCAUGCAAUUUCUUUAUAUCAGAGACUGAACCCUUGUGAGGAGUAGCAACACAAGAGUAGGAGGAAGACUUUUUUUAAGUAGGAAGUUAGUUUUAUUCCAAGCUUCCAGUUUUCUAAAAUUGUCCAUCAUACCUGCAGAGCACAGUAGCUACAGUGUGAGGAGACUGUCAUUAUUUUGUAGCUGCACAUGUUUGAGGAUGUACAACACUAACUUCUUUAGAAAAGCCACAGCAGUAGCCUUUAGAGUAUUUUUCACUGUUGUUGUAGGCUGCACUUUAAACCACACUGAUCAAACUUCCUUUCAGGCAUGCUCUGUCUGCAGCUGCAGGCUAACAACAUGAAUCAACAUGUGUCGUCAUGUUUUCAUGCUUCAGAUCAUGUGCAGCCUUUUGUUAAUCUUAAACUUUGUCCAGAACUCUGCAUUUUUUCCUUCAAGAACACUCAUCGAGGAGAAAUUCUAGUAGGCGUGUUGUACUUUGGCUCCUCUGCAGCUCAGCCGGCAGAGCGUUUUCAGCUGUGUCAGUUUCUGGAUCUCUUUGUGGUCAAGUGGGUCAAUAAUGACUCACACAUUAUGAAACACUCAGAGAUCUUUAAUGCUUUAAUCAGAGAAACAAAGGUAGAGCUGAAUGAAUGAAGAGGACUGAAAGACAAUCAGCUGGAGGGGAGAAGAAAAAGUAAAAUAAGACCUUGUAUUUUUCUGAUUUGACAGGUUUUUUCUCCUGUCAGAAUUAUACAUAUAAAUGUUAAUGCUAUUUUUAAAUCUGGUUAAAAUGUACAUGUAGAUGUCCUCUGAAAUAGCUAAUGAAAGUUCUUAAAGAUCACUACAACUAGACUCUACACUAAACUUUGGGUACAAAGCAUCUAUCAUGUUUCACAUGAAUGGCUAAUGUCUGGAUUCCUACUGAGCAGUAGAUGAAAAUCUGAGAUUUUCACAAUAAUGUCAUUACAGCACAAAGAACGUUAUUACCCUUUAAAAUAAUAAUAAUAACAGUGGCCCUUUUUGAGGCAGAAAAAUAAGUAUUGUUGUUUUGAUGAGAUUUGUAGUAGGGAUGGGGAACACUUAUCAAUUCAUUUUUCUGCACAGAUUGUAAAAAUCAAGGCCAUUACCCGAAAUUGUUUAAAAUAACAAUUUAACCCAUGACUGAUUCCAGUGCCAAUUUUUUUAAAUUGCUUAUUUUAGUGUCAGACUAGCAUUGCUCCAAUAUUUCGUCUCAUGUUUGACCGUGAAAACCCACCAGAGUUUGUCCAACAGGUCCCUUCCUUUUCCCAAUAAAUGCCAAACAGAUAUUCUGUUUCAAAGUCAGCAGUUAAUGUGCUAAAUGCCAGCACUGAAUAGAUACACAAUACAUAAACGUCUGCUACUGGUGCCCACAAUUUUCAAACGUGCUGAUAUUGUCUAAUGCAGUUAAACCGACGCGUCUGUGCAUCCCUUUUGGCAGUCAGUGGCUUUGAGGAGGAGGAUAACCGACCUUCAGCAGCAGCAGACAAGCUGACACACAGCUGAAGCUGCUAAAUUUGGGAUUUAUUUGAUUCUUAGUGCUGAUAUGCUUCAUAUCAGGUUUAUUCACAACUGUGUUAGACAAUCAUUUAGGGAUGCUUGAUGUUAUUGGCAUUGGCAAAUGUUCUGGCAGUAGAAAUCUGCUGUAAAUAUUGGCCGUACCAACAAAAGUCAGUGGAGUUUUGGGCUGGUCUUUUCCUUCCUUAAAAUUUGAAUUGUGUGUUUUUAGGACUGAUAUUAAGGUCUGAACUCAUUUAAAUAUCUGUAUCUAUAUUGGCUAAAAAUGAUUUAUGAAGAGCAGCAUAUUGGAUAUUGACAAAAAGCCGACGUUCUGCAUCCCUACAAUCAUUCUCCAGCGAUUUGUUAAACUGAUUUAGCUGUGUCUGAACUCAAAAUAUGACAUGGAGUUACAGGACCCACAAGACUCCAUAGCAGCAUUGAUUUGCUUAACUUUAUUGCCUUUUGGCUUUUUAAAAUUGCAGCUCUGGGUCCCUUUGUCGCUAGGUUUCCAUCUCCAUCCCCACUAAUGAGAGGUCACACUACGGCCCACAGAGAAAACCCGCUGUGCUUCAAUCAUUGCUCUGAAAUGUUAACAACCAAUCAUUUAAUUAACCUCAAACUUUCUGCUCCCUUUGUGACUUUCUGAAAUAUUUGUGAACUUUACUCUGGCUUUGAAAUCUUUGAUUAUUUAUUUUCCCACCAGUGUCUCUAGUACUCUGAUUAUUAAGACUUUUAUUGUGUUUUUCAAUCACUGUUUUUCGUCCAACUUUGGUUCAGUUUAGCUGUAAACACCCUGUGCUAUGAAACUGUUACUUCAUCCCACAUCACAUCCGUUUUUGUUUCUUUUGUUGUCAAUGUGAAAUCCUGGAUGGUUUUAUUCUGCUGUUGGACUGAUGUUUCUCUCUCCGUGGACUGUAAACACAUAAAGGACCAGAAUCUA
Messenger RNA from Cheilinus undulatus (humphead wrasse), 8103 nucleotides. It is a transcript of the gene pak4, whose product is annotated as p21 protein (Cdc42/Rac)-activated kinase 4. The transcript has 11 exons. Bases 292 to 2283 code for a protein of 663 amino acids. NCBI's taxonomy places the organism in Eukaryota, Metazoa, Chordata, Actinopteri, Labriformes, Labridae. The record is from RefSeq and is a predicted model, not a curated record. Gene Ontology annotation, molecular function: protein serine/threonine kinase activity; ATP binding. Gene Ontology annotation, biological process: regulation of MAPK cascade; protein phosphorylation; intracellular signal transduction. Gene Ontology annotation, cellular component: cytoplasm.